AUGGCAUCGCAGAUGCAGGCUCAAAAAGAGCUGCGGCGAACAAGCUCAAAGCUUGAGUCGAGGCAAGGGGGCUACCAGCUUGUUUCAACCUGCCCCUUCGAGUGUGACAAGAGGAAUGGGGCUGAAGACGACAAGAAGAAGGAGAAGAACGAUCUUGAGGGCUUUGCUACCAUUUUCGGCGACAACAAGAUCCUUACGAGCCUGUUAGUCUUCGUUCCGCUGGGGCUCAUGGCACACCAGCUGCACUGGGCCGACACUUAUGUGUUCUCCUUCAACUUUGUCGCGAUCAUCCCACUGGCGUGGCUCAUAGGGAAAGCCACAGAGGAUGUGGCCGCCAGGAUAGGGGAGACGGCUGGUGGUCUUUUGAAUGCAACCUUUGGCAAUGUGGUCGAGAUGCUGCUCUGCAUUGCCGGAAUUCGCAACAACGAAAUCAGCGUUGUCCAAUGCACGCUGCUUGGGUCUAUCCUCAGCAACCUAUUGCUGGUAAUGGGCUGUGCCUUCCUCUUUGGUGGCCUGUACUAUCCGAUCCAACGGUAUAACCAGGCCGGGGCUGCCACGCAAUGCUCUUUGAUGGCCCUGAGUGUUUUCGCAAUUGGUUUGCCGACGAUCUAUGUCAACGUGCUCAAGCAGGAGUCUGAGUGGGAGCACAUGGUGGAGGUGUCGCGAUGGGCUUCGGUGUGCCUCCUCGGCGUCUAUUUUGCGUAUUUGGUGUUCCAGCUAAAAACGCACGCAAGCCUCUUCCAGGACGAAGGCGAAGGCGAGGGCGAGGAGGAAGAGGAGCCCGACCUGAGCCCAGUUACAGCAGCAAUUCUGCUGCUGGUCUGCACCGUUGUUACGUCCUAUGCAACCGAUGCCCUCAUUGAAGCCAUCAAGGGGACGAUUGAUGAGUGGAAAGUGUCCAAAGAGUUCAUUGGCAUUAUCUUGCUGCCAAUAAUUGGGAACGCUGCCGAGCACUACACUGCAAUCAAAGUAGCUAUGCAGAACAAAAUGGAUCUGUCCCUUGGUGUAGCUGCAGGGUCGUCAUGUCAGAUGGCUCUGCUCGUAACUCCUUUCACUGUCUUGGUGGGAUGGUGCUAUGGCACAGAGAUGACCUUGAACUUUCACGCUUUCCAACUUGCUGUACUUCUAUUCUCGGUCUUCCUGGUCAACUCCAUUUUGAAUAAUGGCCAGUCCAACUGGUUGGAGGGCUACAUACUCCUCGUAACUUACUUCGUGGUUUCACUGAUCUACUUCUUUGAGGGUCCCGACAAUUCCCUCGCUUCAUAG
Molecule: messenger RNA, 1266 nt
Organism: Symbiodinium sp. CCMP2456
Lineage: Eukaryota; Dinophyceae; Suessiales; Symbiodiniaceae
Source: the annotation of a GenBank genome assembly